UGAUGUUUGGGAAACAGUGCAAACGAAUUUUAAGUAAAUUACAUCUAGGUCUGGGCGGGGCAACUGGCCAUUCCUAAAACGUCCCGACGUGCUUACCGUAAAUAUCUAAAACUUAUAGUCAAUCCUAGUGUGUGCCGCUUUGGUCUUUUAGUUUCACCCCGAAUGAGAGGAAUGCAGGCGGCGCCACCUGGGCUGGAAUACUAACUGUCGCUAGCUAUUUACUUGGAUAUUCUUUACCGGCACCGGCCGUCCGUUAUUACCCAUGGAAAGUGCAGCCGAGCAGCCACGAGAAUGUCAAGUCGAUCCCGGCAGAGGGACUGAGAUUUCGGGGCUUGGAAACGAGCAGUGUUGUUCCGGAGAUGAUGCUAAUGAACCUGCAAAGAAACAGGAAGAAGCUACAGAAAAGCAGAAGGAACCUACAGAGAAAGGGGAGGAAACAAGUCCAGUGAAGAAUGAUCCAUUGUCUCCCUCAGCUGCCACUACUGCUGCUCAGAAAGCCAAGCAAGAUGCCCAGAAAGCAGAAGAGAGGCAAAAGCUGGCCAAAGAACGGAGAGAGGAACGAGCCAGAUAUCUGGCUGCCAAAAAAGCUGUGUGGCUAGAAAAAGAAGAAAAGGCAAAACUUCUGCGUGAGAAGCAGUUGGAAGACCGCAGGAAAAAACUAGAGGAACAGAGACUCAAAGCAGAAAAGCGCCGGGUAGUCCUGGAAGAAAGGCAGCGACUAAAACUUGAAAAGAACAAGGAACGAUAUGAAGCAGCAAUACAAAGGUCGGCAAAAAAAACUUGGGCUGAAAUCCGUCAGCAGAGGUGGUCUUGGGCUGGAGGACUAAGUCAAAACGCUAGUGUACACAGAGGUGGUUCAAACAGGUGUUCCGUGUCAGCAGUCAACCUGCCCAAACACGUGGACUCCAUAAUCAACAAGAGGCUCUCGAAAUCCUCAGCCACCCUCUGGAAUUCACCCAGCCGAAUUCGAAGUUUACAACUUAGCCCCUGGGAAAGCAGUAUUGUUGAUCGGUUGAUGACCCCCACAUUGUCGUUCUUGGCCAGAAGCCGGAGUGCAGCCACUCUUACAGGACAUGGAAAGGAGCAUGGAGUACCUGUUUGUCCUCGUUCAGCCUCUGCUAGUCCGCUUAGUCCCUGCAACCAUCACAGACCACAACACAAAUGCUCAGAUCGGUGGCGAGUAAGCUUGAGCAGCCCUGACAUUACACCACGCAGAAAGACUUCCUCACCCUUAUUGGCAUCAAAGUCUAAAAAGAAAGAGAAAAAAGACAAAGAACGUGAGAAUGAAAAGGAACGUGAUGCUCUCACUAGGGAAAAAGCACUGAAAAAACGACUGUCUACAUCAUACACUAAAAGCAGAUUAUCUGCACCUGUGGAAACCAGCACUCCAAAGUCUAAGAAUCGACCUUCCUCACCUUCAACUCCAUCCACUCCUAAACAUCGGACAGCUUCCCCAGUUCCCAGCCAGGCUUUAGUGUCAAGCCCUAAGCCUUCCUCCCCAAAAAAUGUUUCAACACCUCAGAAGGGAAAGCAGAAAGGGGAGAAGGCCAAGGAGGACAGAAAAGAAACAGAGACGCCACAGAAGCUAAAAGAUAAGAAACUAGAGGAAAGGACUGAAGUAAAGAAAGAGGAGAGAACUGCAUCUCCUGUUCCGUUUGAGAAGAACAAGGAACAAAAGAAACCAGUAGAGGAAGUAACAGUGUCAGUUAAGGAGCCAGUGUCAGGUUCCCCAGCCCCAUCCCCCGCUAAAAGCACAGCAGGCACCACCAAUCAAGAGGAGGCUGCAAGAAUCUUGGCAGAGAAACGUCGCCAGGCCCGUGAGCAGCGUGAACGAGAGGAGCAGGAGCGACGAGAACAGGAAGAAAAGGAGCAGCGUUUGAAAGAAGAACAGGCUAAAAAAGAAGCUGAAGAAAGAGCCCAACGCAUUGCAGAGAAUCUUCGGCGUGAGGAGGAGAGGCGGCUACAAAAAGAGCAGAUGCGCCAAGAAGAAGAAGCACGGCUGAAGAAAGAAGCAGAAGAAAAAGCGUUAGCAGAGCAGGCAGAAAUGGAGCGCUUGCAAAAACAGAAAGACGAAAUGGAAGCUAAGGCCAGAGAAGAAGCUGAAAAACAGAGACUGGAACGUGAGCGACACUUCCAGCGAGAAGAGCAGGAACGCCUUGAAAGAAAGAAGCGCUUAGAAGAGAUCAUGAAAAGAACGCGAAAAGCAGAUGCUGUUGAGAAGAAAAAAGAACACAAGAAGACAUCACCUUCAGAAGAAGUAAAUGGAAAAGAAGCAGACACAUCAAAUCCUGUUACAGGAACCACGUGUUCUGAAAAUAGUGAUACUACCCUUGAAAAAGACAAGGUUUCUGAGAAGGAAUUUGAGAACAAGAAGUCAUCAGACAGCAGUAAAGCAUGUACAGCAGAGUCACAGCAGAGUCUUCCUGUAAAAGAAGCAGUUCAGCAGGUCACGCUCGUCAAUGGGAUACAACAAAGCAAACAUGAAAAUGGCAUUUCAGCAAAGAACUCCACAAGGGACUUCGAAGAACUUAUUGACCUUUCCAAACACAGCAACACAGAGACAUCCGUGACUGUCACAGCCCCCGCGCCUAUCAUUGCAUUUGAAGAUGGUGAGCCAUACCUGAAAAAGGCAGGAACAGUCGCACCUCAGCAAGUAACAGAAGUCCUUUAACGAGGAGAAGUACCUGACAAACCAUUAUGGCAAUAUCUUUUAAGCUUUCCAGUUGACUGCAGAAUUUGCAAAGCAUGGCUGUGGUUUAAGUGCCAAUUGUGGACUUUUUUAAACCAAUUGUAGACAUUAAGUACUUCUAAAAUGGGUGAUGAGUAAUGCAGAAAAUUUAAGCAAACGUAUAAAAGGAAAGAAAAGGACUUCACCACUAGAACUGUUGCAGCACGACGGAGAUGGUCAACUGCACAAAUGUGGCAUCACGUUGUUAGCACACAGCUUAGGAGACUGACAGUUUUAAACAAUUGUAGAGUUUUACACAAAUGCAGCAAGCAAGUCGCCAUACCUGACCACUCAAGAGUGUGUGGAUUAUUUGGUCAUUAAUAAUUUAGUUAUUUAACGUGAAACUGUAAGCAAGUGCUGGAUCCAAUGUAUGUGAAUAAUGUAAAUAAACCUGACAGUGUUACAUUGUG
Messenger RNA from Protopterus annectens (West African lungfish), 3138 nucleotides. Its product is annotated as MAP7 domain-containing protein 1-like. The transcript is spliced from 18 exons. Gene Ontology annotation, cellular component: microtubule cytoskeleton. Bases 263 to 2671 code for a protein of 802 amino acids. Lineage: Eukaryota; Metazoa; Chordata; Ceratodontiformes; Protopteridae. Gene Ontology annotation, biological process: microtubule cytoskeleton organization. The record is from RefSeq and is a predicted model, not a curated record.